AUGAACGUUUUUUUUGAACAUAUUGAAGAACGAUAUGGAAUAGCUGUUGCAAAAAUCUUAAAAUAUCAUGAUAUUGAUCGUUAUAAAAUUCUUAGUCAGGUUGAUGAACAUCAAUUAAUCAAUUUCUUUGAAAAACCUAAUGAUGAACAUUCUAUAAGUGAAUUAGCUAAUUUGAAAAACGAGAUUUGUAAUAUAUCUCAAGAAUCUAUAACUUUAAAAGUUGAAACAAAAGCUAAACUCGUGUCUUUGUUAAAAUCAGCUCAAUUUAUUGUCAAAAAGAAAAAAUUUCAAGUAUUAUCUCAAGCACGAUCAAACCGACUUGAUAAUCAUCGAUCAUCCUUAUCAUCAACUGAUAACAAUGGUACUGAUAGUGAAAAACAUUUCUCGUUGUUUAAUACUAUAACAUCUUACCAAUUGAAACAAAUCAAUUCCGUUGAGAGUGGUUUCUUUUCAGUACAUCAGUUUAUUAAAAUUAUUGUUCGCGAUAAUGAUGAGAUGUGGCAAUAA
Messenger RNA from Rotaria sp. Silwood2, 507 nucleotides. The record is from the annotation of a GenBank genome assembly. NCBI's taxonomy places the organism in Eukaryota, Metazoa, Rotifera, Eurotatoria, Philodinida, Philodinidae.